Molecule: messenger RNA, 1934 nt
Organism: Amaranthus tricolor (Joseph's coat)
Lineage: Eukaryota; Viridiplantae; Streptophyta; Magnoliopsida; Caryophyllales; Amaranthaceae
Product: zinc transporter 1-like
Exons: 3
Coding region: 311-1408 (365 amino acids)
Biological process (GO): zinc ion transmembrane transport
Cellular component (GO): plasma membrane
Molecular function (GO): zinc ion transmembrane transporter activity
Source: RefSeq, a predicted model, not a curated record
UUAAAAUAUAACUAAAUUUUCACAUGUAUCCUAUCCAACCUAUGCUAGAAUGAAGACCUUGGUGGUUCAAACAAUACUUACUUGAUUAUUUAUUAAAAAUCAUUGACGAUCUUGUAAUUUAUCCUUACUUUAACCAAAGUCUAGACAUCCAUUAAGGAAACACAGCCAAAAAGUACUACUUCUAUAUUAUUAUAUAAUUAUUAAAUCCAACACAAGUAUCAACACCAGAAUCCAAAUUCCUACUCCUAUUCAUCAAUUCUCUCUAAGUGGAUAAACAAAAUCUCCACUUUCUUUUAUAUUCAAAGCAAACAUGUCAUUUCAAAUAUCAUAUUACACCCUCAUUAUUAUUUCUUCUAUUUUCGCUUAUUCCCUGCGUCUCGUGGCAAGUGCAAAUUGCACAUGCGACCCAGAAGACACAAAUCAAGACAAUAAAAACGUUACUUUUAAAUACAAAUUGGGGGCAAUUGCGGCCAUACUGGUAGCAAGUGCCCUCGGAGUUUCACUCCCUAUAAUCGGUAAAAAAAUUCCAGCCUUACAUCCCGAGAGCAACUUAUUUUUCCUAGUGAAAUCUUUCGCGGCAGGGGUAAUUUUGUCCACAGGAUUUAUUCAUAUACUUCCAGACGCUUUCGAUGAUCUUAGCAACCCUUCUCUUAAGAAAAGCCACCCAUGGUCGAAAUACGAUGCGUUUCCGGGUUUGUUCGCGAUGAUCGGGGCACUAGGAAGUUUGAUGAUUGAUGCUUUCGCCACGGGGUAUUACCGUAGAGUACACUACAGUAAGCCGGGUCCUUCGGCUACGGUUGACGAGGAAAUUAACAUGGACCAUUUGGGUCACGUACACCUUCAUUCACGUGGUAGUCAUGGACAUGCUCUUGGUCCUGCAGGUCCCGGAGCUACUGCUAGUCAUGUGGGAUUGAACGACUUGGAUCGUAUUCGAUAUAAAGUCACCUCACAGGUGUUGGAGAUGGGAAUUGUGGUCCAUUCAGUAAUUAUAGGGAUCUCACUUGGUACGUCUCAGAGCCUUCGUCGUAUCAAACCUCUAAUGAUAGCUUUGUGCUUUCAUCAAUUUUUUGAGGGUGUUGGACUUGCUGGAUGUAUUGUACAGGCCUCUUUUAAGUCAGCAUCAACCUUGUGCAUGGCCUUGUUCUUCUCCCUCACUACUCCAGUAGGGAUUGCAAUAGGAAUUCCAAUAACCAAUAGUUAUAAUGAUGAUAAUCCAUCUACAUUAAUUAUUCAAGGAACAUUAAACUCCAUUGCAGCAGGGAUCUUGAUAUACAUGGCACUUGUUGAUCUUCUUGCUCAAGACUUUAUGAACCCUAAAGUGCAAACCAAUACUAAGCUUUUCUUAGGGGCCAACAUUACCUUGCUUCUUGGUGCUGGUUUUAUGGCUGUUUUGGCUUAUUGGGCUUGAUUAUUACUCUUUAUGAGCUUUUACUUAUUUGUCUUGCAAACCAAUACUCUUUAUGAACCCUAAAGUGCAAACCAAUACAAGUAAUUAUAUCUUAUGUUGAGUCAAGUCGAGGAGAAAACGAGGAGAUAGAAGGAAGUAUGCUCAAACGAACAAAAACAAGUUGAGCUUCCCGUGUGGUUAUGAUGCAUAUAUUUAAAUGAUCGGAGUAACAUUAUCUAGACUGGUGUAUGAUAAUCAGAGUAACAUCCUAGAGCCUCAACUAUCAACUUGAGUUUUUGCAUUUGAUUCUUUGACAUGGUAUAAAAAGCCAAUGUGACGAAAAAUCACGAGUUUGACUCUCAUACACAUCUCAUUUCAAACAUUUCAAAGUGAAAUAUUUAGUGUUAGAUAUGAGAACAUGUAUUGCAUUCAAUUAGACAGAUUUAUAGGAAUGUAAUGGAUCAAUGCUCUUAGCAUUGUGCUCUGAAUAUUUCACCACUUCUGUACAUCUUUAGACAAGUACAAAAUUAUUUGGCUUUUGCUCACA